This is a messenger RNA of Zonotrichia albicollis (white-throated sparrow), 4145 nucleotides long. It is a transcript of the gene CCDC127, whose product is annotated as coiled-coil domain containing 127. Lineage: Eukaryota; Metazoa; Chordata; Aves; Passeriformes; Passerellidae. The record is from RefSeq and is a predicted model, not a curated record.
AAACAGCUCCUGUUUCGAGCGUAAAGAACGUUUUUUAAAAAUCGAAAACUAGAAUUAUGUUACUGCAGUUAGUUCUCCCUGGUGAUCAACAAUACUGUAAGAUUCAGCCUCUUUGUCUCUCUGACAGUGCCUGAAAGUUUGCGUAAUAAACAGGCCAGAAUCAUGUUUUGAAGUUGUGGGAAAGACCAUUUCGUAGACACGAGAUUCGGACAGAAGGGUGAAGGAAAGACUGUAUGUGCUGUCCCUCUAGGACAGAAAGCACGCUCGGCAGCGCCAGACGGCGGAAUUCAGAGGCUGCUCACGGCCGCCUCUCGCCCCGGCGUUAAUGGAAUAAAAAGGGCCCGGCAGGGGCGGGGACGGACGUCCGGCAGCGCGCCAGGCUCGGGCCAGCCCUGUUGUUGUCCACCCCCUUUUUCUCCCGGCUGAUGGGCCAGGCCGGGAGGGGGCGGGGCCGACAGGUGCCUUCAUGAAUAACUUAAAUGACCCUCCCAACUGGAACAUCCUGCCCAAUCGGCGCGAUCCCGGCGGUGACGGCAGCCGCUGGAAUUACGCCCUGCUGGUGCCCAUGCUGGGCCUGGCCGCCUUCCGGUGGAUCUGGACCAGAGAAUGUCAGAAAGAAAUAGAAAAAGAGAAAGAAGAGUACUACAGGAAAGAGUCAGCUUUACAAAAAGACCUGGAAGGCAAAUACCGGGAUAUAAUCACAGAGAACCGCCGCGCUGUGGCUCACCUGGAGGUGGAGCUGGAGAAGGAACGCAACAGGACCCUGAGCUACCGGGAAGCGCUCGUGUCUCAGAGCCGCAAACUGGUGGAAGAGAGGAGGCUCCUAGAGCAGGAGCAGGAGAAGUUGGAGAGAGAAAAACAAGUCUUUUUGCACUCUGGAGCAGAAGGUUCCUUGUACCAGAGUUGCCUGGCAAAGGAGGAAGAGUGGCAGCAGAGAGCCAAUAUUUUACUAAAAGAAUUUGAAGAGGGACUGAAGGAAAGACAGGACAUCUACUGUAGUCUUGUAGUACCCAGAAGUCAGAGACUAGAAAUAGAGAAAAAUCUGCUAGUUAAAGCAGCAACUAAUCCUGUUGCCGUGGCUUUGCAUGUGGAGAGUGGCUUACAAGAUAUUUUCAAACAUGAUAACUACUGUGGCAAUGUGCUGAACAGAACCAGAAGUCAAAAUGGAAAGCUGAUGUGGCUGUAUCUGAGAUACUGGGAACUAGCUGUUGAGCUGCAGAAAUACAAGAGGGUAGAAAAGGCCAUGCUAGGAAAACGCUAAGUAGGGGAAGCAGAGGGAUUCCAUGUGAUCCCCAUGCAUGGUAGGGACAAUCACAGUUGUAGUCUGAAGCUGUUAAACUCUUCUGCUGUGUUGCCGUCUCUCCUCCUUAGACUUGUGUUUGCAUGGGACGUGUGCUGUGCUGUGCCUUUCCUCUCACUAGCAGCAGAUGCUCUGGCGAGCUGUGCAUGCUCCUGAACUCCCUGAGAGUGUGUGUGUUGCAGUACAGGGAUUUGCCAACUCCCCAGGUGUCAGAAGCAGCAAAACAGAACUCAGAUUAGAGGGAUUUGCCUCGUUGAUGGUCGCACUCCAGCAGCAGAGAAUGGUCAUUGGUAUCCCCCAGGUGUGGUAGCAUGUUGUGCUCCUUAUCUCUGACAUUUUACAUGGUGUCUCAACACUGUCUUUUUUUAUUACUAUUAUUUUUUAAAAAUGUGUUUAAGCAAGACUGAUUUUGAGGCAGGUGUUUGGGAGAGAUGGUGCUGGAGCCAGCUGCUUGACACGUAAAUCUUUCAUGUCUGUGUGUUGAAAUAUAUAAAUAUAUAUGUAUCUAUAAAUACAUACAUAUAUAUAUACACAUAUAUGUGUGUGAAUGUGUGUGAGUAUGUAAGUGUAUGUGAAAGUAUUCUGAGGGUGGAAUAGAUUGAUCCUGUUUCAGAAUAGUCAGUCUUGCAUUGUCUUCCAGCUUCAUAUACAAAUAGUGCUUUAUGAAUGAAACAUCCAAAAGAUGCUAGUUCAAAUAACACAUAAAGAAACAGAUUGAUGUUUUAUUGGCACUUGGGAUUCAUUAUCAAAUUCUAGGGAAUAUGUAAACUGGAAGUUGUAUUUUCAUGUAUUGGAUAUACCUUAAGAAUACUUCUUUUUUUCCUCAGUCAAGGUUUUAGUUGUAACCCAACAAUGUGCCACCAUUAUGGAUGUCCCCAUGCUGCUGCUUCUGCCUCUCAGGGCACUGGCUGCCUCCUGGGUUGCUUGCAAGAACCUCCUUGCACCUGGCUGUGUUCCUUGGAUGGGUCCUGUUUGUUAUUUGCAGAUGGGAACAUAAAUGCAGCCUGCAUUGGUAGCCACUGCUGUCUCUCCACCUGUCUCCCCUCUCCCAGAACUGAAGUACAUACCCUUUUCUGCAGCUCUGGAAUUUUGUGCUUGUGGUUCACCACUUUACAUACACGUGGCCAUGAAAGCCUACAGAUAUACAAGCUUUGUGAGCUUUUAAGAAAGGGAGCUUUUUAAUUUAGCUAGUAAAAAAUAUAUAUAUUUGGUAAGAAAUAAAAUAAUGAGUGGAAUAAUAAAUAAAGAAUAAACAUCCAGAUUAAAAAAUCCAACAACAAACAAAACUUAAAAAUCCAGUGCAUUUCAAUUUCUUAGAACUUUGAGUAUGCUUUGGGUCCUUUAGCAGUAGGAGCCACCUUUUUUCAAACAUGCUGUGUAUUUAAAAUUGUAAGAACUUUUUUCUUCCCUCUUUCUAAUCCAGCCUUAGACCUCAAAGGGGCAGUGUUUACCCUUGUGUUUAUAACAUCUAUUCUUCUCUGUUACUUGACUUUGAUUAGUGCUGGUAGGUUGUCAGCUCAUUAAUUAGCAGUUUAUUAUUUACUGAGGGCUGGACUUGACAAAUGUGUUUGCACUAGGCAAUCAUGUAGAACCAUGGCUUGGAAGCAAUCCAAGCUAAGUGAAUGCCCAUCUUCCUGCAGAUGUGGGGGUUUUCUCCUGGUUUCAUUUUAGUCUGAGCACAGAAGACAGCAGAUAAAUCUUUUGAAACAAUAUGCACAACUUAAUCCAGUUCCUAAGUAGAAAUACCUAACAUGAAACAAAAUUCCUGAGCAGAAUAGAUGAUUCCCAACUACUCAGUUUUCCAGUUGAGGUUUUGCUCACCUUGAUAGUACUAAUUGUACUGUUGUGUUGACUUAUUAAUCCUUUCUCCAUGAUGAUUUUUUUAAUGAAGUGGACAGACUUGGAGGAAAAAAGAGAGAUCACAAACACCAGAAUGUUUUUGGCCACAGUUUGUCAGGGUGCCAAGCAUAUUUGGGUUGGGAGAUGAGAAUACAACUGAGUUGCUAAUCAUGUGUGAUGCCCUGAGCUGAGCUGCUGCAGCUGGACACAGGCACACAGUCUGAUUGCUCAGGAGAACAAACUAGUUUGGAUAACAGCCUGUGUGUAAUUCCUGCAGGAUGUGGAAAGUGACUGUCCAGCUGUGGCACACUUUGCAUGUUCCUGCAGGCAGUUGAGCUGCUCAGCUAACUAAGAGCAGACAGUGAAUCAGUGCCAGUGUAUUUGAGAUUGAUGCCUUGAAUUUGUGUAAGUUAGCCUUAAAAGAUCAAAGGUUUUGUGCUUUUUCAUUUUUUCAUAGUUUGUUAUGCAUAUCACUCAAAAUGUUUAAAGAAAAUGUAAUCAAGGGUAAAAUACUGGUUUUUCAGUAUGAAUAUGUACAUUUAAGCCUUACACGAAUGUACAGGGCUGGAUGCAAUGUAGUAAAGGUUUGGUAUUCUCUUUCUCUUUUUUAGACGUGUCAUUUUUUUGUACAGCUAAUUGAACUAUUGUUCAUGGACGCUUUGAAGAUCAUUGUCUCAAGACAGAAGGGUUAUUUCAGAAAGCUUUUUAAAAGUGUAUGACUGAUUUAGAAUCACUGGUCUUGUUAGUUUCUUCCAAAACUCAUGUUUAUGGAAAUGCAAUUUAUUUUUGAAACGUUCCCCCUUUGUAGGUUGUUAUUCUGAAAAUUCUAAUGUAAGUUUUGUCUUGCCCAGCACUUGUUCUGAAUCACUUAAUAGUUUGGAACUGCCCAUAUGCAUAUGUAGAAUGCAAGAAUAAAUUGUUUUCAAAGUAUUUAAUGAACUUAUUUUUAUUAUAAAAUUGUCACUCAGCUAUUAACAAUAACAAUUAAUAAAAAACUUUAAAUAUU